This is a messenger RNA of Hyla sarda, 2036 nucleotides long. It is a transcript of the gene IL17REL, whose product is annotated as interleukin 17 receptor E like. The transcript has 10 exons. Lineage: Eukaryota; Metazoa; Chordata; Amphibia; Anura; Hylidae. The record is from RefSeq and is a predicted model, not a curated record. Gene Ontology annotation, molecular function: interleukin-17 receptor activity. The coding region runs from base 158 to 922 and encodes 254 amino acids.
CAACAGAAAACGUUUUCUGUACUGGAAAAAAAUAGGAUCUCAUGUUCUAAUUAUAUUUGUCUUUGGAUUUGCUAACUGUCAUUCAAUACAAAAAAUUAAAGGCUGUGGAAUAUCAUGCUCCCAGGGAGUUCAUUGUAAACGCAAACCAACAUAUGAUAUGUUAAACCUGUUUUGCCGGGCAGCCCCUGAAUCAUUAACACCUCAUGUUUUGGAAGAUCUGAAAAUAUCUACGGUCAUGAAGUGUCCACAGUCCAAUCGGUGUUCUCUUCAUUUAAAUGUAAUUGGAACAGUAAAUCUUGAUGAUAAUAUCCGUGGGGUAGAAAUCUGUACUAUGUCACUGAGCUCUCAACAGAACCAAUGUAUGAACAUAAGGUUUAUAAAGAAUAAAGCAAAGAAGUCUGAACAUAAGGUCCAAGUUCAGGCUAACUGCUUUGAAGUGAGUGUUUCAGAACAAGUAAUUGUAACUAUCAGGACAGUGCCAGAUUAUUGUGGCAUUGAAAUAAGCAAGGAUUAUCACGUACAAGAUUGUCACAAUAAGGAUGUAGGAAAGAACAUAUUGCCCUGUCUGACUGGGAAAUUAGAUUACAUGAUCAAUGAGAAAAAUAAAAAUAUCAUUGUUUAUGUUUCUAAUAUUCCGGAAGACUAUGACUACAAUGUACGGCUAUGCUUGAAACAUAUCAGCUGCCAUGACACUGGAGCUCAUGCCCUGAUGAAAAAGGACAACUCUACAAAGUCUGUUACAUUGGCAUAUUCAGAAAUUUUGCCCUGUUUGUGCAUUGAGGGAUGGCCAGUAUUUCCAGAUUCACGAAGAACAAGGAUUUGUCCAUUUAAAAAUGAAAUUAUGGCUUAUAAAAAAAAAGACACUCCAUUCCAUCCAGAACAUAAUCCUGUCUGGCUGCAGCAUCAUCUUUGUCCAAGCUGAAGCACAGGCAUAGAAGAGGCCAGUAAGUGGGGGUGGGACUAGCGCUCCUCUGUGCUCACUUCUGUCCUAUCAAACUGUAGCAUGCAAAAAAAGGAAGGAGGGAGUUGCAGAUCAGCCUGCAGUUAAUGGAGAGACCCAGCACUCAGGGAGGAAGAGGAGUCAUGCAGAGUGAAGGACAUGCCCCCUCCAGAGCACAGAAUGAGAAACCUUGUCACAUAAAGAAUAUAUGUACAUGAUCAUGAUUAGGUAAAGAGUAAUAUAUAACUUUUUUUGUGAGAUAUGACAGGUACAAUUUAAGUAAAAUGUUUUGCGGUUGAGGGUUUAAAUUAAAUUAAUGAGACAACAUGUUCAUAAUGUUUUUUUUUAUGGAAACAUCAUGCUUUUUGUGCAUUUUUUAUACGAUUUAUUACUAUUAUUGUUGUUAUUAUUAUUAUCUAUAUUUUAUCUUGCAGUUGUGCAUUUUUUUUAUUUCUUGUUUGACGUUAUUUCUAGUGACGGUACAAUUGGAAGUGUGUUGGUAUCCAAAGCUUUGUCAUAUUUGUAUCAUACCUGAGGAAGGGGCCAGAAUAGCCCAUAAAUGCGCAGUAUGUUUUAAUAUUUAUUAUCCAUUCCAUUGUGGUGCAGCAGUUGGCAUCAGUUCGUGGCACCACCCAGCUGUCACGCCCCCUCCAUAGGCUUACAUUGAGGGGGCGGAGCGUGACAUCACAUGGGGCGGAGCCGUGAUAUCACUAUGCUCCGUCCCCCUGAUCGCCAGUAAUCAGACACGGAGCAAGCAUGCUCUGUUGGCUGAUUCUAAUGGGAUGCGGCGGGACCCCUGUGAUCAGGCAUUUUAUCCCCUAUACUUUGGAUAGGGGAUAAGAUGUCUUAACACCGGAGUACCCCUUUAAAAAACAAAAAAAUACUGCCACAAAAACUUCAACCAAAAACUGUGUGAAACCCCACUCCUAAUUAUUUCCUAUUCCUGUUAAAUCUACUUCUUACUUUAUGAAAAACUGCAACAAAAGCUGCAGCAUUUUCCCUAAAAACCAUGUGUGUCAACCACCAACCACUUACAUGUUUGUGCUGUACAAGUCUGUUAUACAGUGUUCAUAGGAUUAAAGGGGUACUCCGGUGG